UGCUAGUGUUUCACAUCAGCAGCCAGCCGGGCUUCUAUCUCCCAGUCAGACAGACAGCGGCAGAGGCAGCACGUCCACACGGGAGAGAGACAGCAGCGCUCACGGCGCGGCAGAGGCACUGAAGACUGAACUGACACUCACACUCCCAGCCUUCUCAAAUGGAUUUAAUUAUGUUGUAGCGAUUUUUGAGUCUGGACGGUGUCCUUUUAGACCAGAAAAAAAAAAGAGACGCGCAGACUGGCUGAAUUUUUAGGUGCCUGGCUCGUCUCGACCGUUGUCAGGGAGCCACUCUCCCCACAUCGUUAGCUCGCUAAGCUAGCUAGCCCGCUAACUUAGCGGUGAUACUUUGUACCGUAUCAGCGUCAGUUUUCUGCCUCGGAGCUAGCCUGCGGUCUUUUGCGCCACGGCGGCAGAUUGACGUGACCCGUCACAACAGGAGCAUGUUUGAGUGACACGUAAAAGAGGAAGUGGGAUCCCAGAGGCUCCAGCCCUCUCUGCCGGUGGAGCGCCCUGCACAUCUGGCCAGAGGCCCUCGAGUCACUAGGACAGGAUGCGAAGGUUUGCCUACUGUAAGGUGGUUUUAGCCACCUCUCUGGUUUGGGUGAUGCUGGACAUGUUCAUUCUGCUCUACUUCAGCGAGUGCAACAAGUGCGAUGACAAAAAGGAGAGAGGACUGCCUGGGAGAGAUGAUGGCCUGUCCAGACCGCGGGACGGGCCUGGUGAAGGCGGGAAGCCGGUGGUGAUCCCUAAAGAGAACCAGGAGAAAAUGAAGGAAAUGUUUAAGAUCAACCAGUUCAACCUUAUGGCGUCUGAGAUGAUCGCGCUCAACCGCUCACUGCCUGAUGUUCGUCUGGAGGGGUGCAAGAACAAGCUAUACCCUGAUAAUCUUCCUCGCACCAGCGUGGUGAUCGUAUUUCACAAUGAGGCUUGGAGUACACUGCUGCGCACCGUCCACUCAGUUAUUGAUCGGUCUCCACACACACUGCUGGAGGAGAUUGUCCUGGUGGACGAUGCCAGCGAGAGAGAUUUCCUGAAACGGCCGCUGGAGCAGUAUGUCAGAAAGUUAGAAGUGCCUGUCAGAGUGGUGAGGAUGGAGCAGCGGUCCGGACUCAUCCGCGCUCGCCUCAAAGGGGCUUCCAUCUCUACCGGCCAGGUCAUCACCUUCCUGGAUGCUCAUUGUGAAUGCACCACAGGGUGGCUAGAGCCUCUGCUGGCCCGCAUCAAACAGGACAAGAAAACAGUUGUGUGCCCCAUCAUCGACGUCAUCAGCGACGAUACGUUCGAGUACAUGGCGGGGUCCGACAUGACAUACGGAGGCUUCAACUGGAAGCUCAACUUCCGCUGGUACCCCGUACCCCAGAGGGAGAUGGACCGCCGCAAAGGAGACCGCACGCUACCCGUCAGGACUCCCACCAUGGCAGGCGGCUUGUUCUCCAUAGACAGGGAUUAUUUUCAGGAGAUCGGCACGUAUGACGCAGGCAUGGACAUCUGGGGCGGAGAAAACCUGGAAAUCUCUUUCAGAAUCUGGCAGUGUGGAGGGACUCUGGAGAUCGUCACAUGCUCUCACGUGGGCCACGUGUUCAGAAAGGCAACGCCCUACACGUUCCCCGGAGGAACGGGGCAGAUCAUCAACAAGAACAACCGCCGCCUGGCAGAGGUCUGGAUGGAUGAGUUCAAGAACUUCUUCUACAUCAUCUCUCCUGGUGUGACCAAGGUGGACUACGGUGACAUCUCAACUCGCACCGCUCUGAGACAAAAGCUCCAGUGUAAACCCUUCAGCUGGUAUUUGGAGAACGUCUACCCUGACUCCCAGAUCCCCCGGCACUAUUACUCGCUGGGAGAGAUCCGUAACGUGGAGACCAACCAGUGCCUGGACAACAUGGCCCGCAAGGAAAAUGAGAAGGUUGGCAUUUUCAACUGCCACGGCAUGGGAGGCAACCAGGUUUUCUCCUACACAGCCAACAAGGAGAUCCGCACAGAUGACUUGUGUUUAGACGUCUCCAAGCUGAACGGACCCGUCAUGAUGCUCAAGUGUCAUCACCUUAAAGGCAACCAGCUGUGGGAAUACGAUCCUGUGAAGCUGACUCUGGUCCACGUCAACAGCAACCAGUGCCUGGACAAGGCCAGCGAGGAGGACAGCCAGGUGCCCAGUGUCAGAGACUGCACACACUCACGUUCCCAACAGUGGCUGCUGCGCAACGUCACACUACCCGAGGUCUUCUGACCGCACUCCGCACACUCCCAAACGUACACCCCCACACACACACACAGCAGCCCAGAGCGAGCGGUCAGACGAGCGGGAAUGUUUUAUUCAACUCUGGCACGAGGACAGAGACUUCCCCGGAGGGGAUUCAGGAGGACGGAUGGGACGGUACUACCUCUGCCAGAGAUCAGAGGACGGAGAGUCUUCAAGCUUCCUCAGAGCGAACAGAGAGGACUGUAGAGACUCCCUCUAAGAGACCAUAUCUGUUGUUUUACUUUUCUUUUGUUGUUUUUUUUAAUGAAGAGAUUUUAAGAGUGACUGGCUCUAGAACCGUGGAGUCGAGGUUCUGCACACAGCUUCCCCUCAGCUCAUCACUUAACGUUUACUGACUGCCUGCGAUCAGUGUGCAUGGGUGGGCGUGUGUGUGUGUGCGCACUUAUCUGUCUGUUUGACCCGAGAUGAAUGUAUGCUUUUAGAAGGGGGAGCCUGAACAUUUGAUUUUUGCUUUCCUUAAGUUCCAGUUUGUUUUUUUAUUUAAUUUUAUAACGGACAUUGAACGUGAACUCUUAUGAAGAAGGAUGCAUGUUGGGGUGUGUGUGUGUGUGUGUGUGUGUGUGUGAGAGAGAGAGAGAUUACGUCUUGUGCGUGUGGACGUGUCAAAACCCCUCCCUGCAGUCUUGCAGCAGUGUAUGUCCCCCUCUGGUGUUACAUCUCGGUAUCUCAUCUUACAGACUGAAGCAUCCAAGCUGAGGAUUUUCCAAGGGAGGGAGCGUAAUAUAAACAAACAAAAAAGAGAGAAAACUCAACCCGAUGUCUGCCAACAGCAGAAAUGUAGAGAUAUAGAAAUAUGUUUGUGAUAUCUUCAGAUUUCUAUGUCCAGUUUUUACAUGCCUUUUCUGUUUCUACUUAUGUCAGUAACUUUUAGUUUUUCUUUAAGGAUGUUCAACGUACAGCCAACGCACACGCAAAAAACACAUCAACAAGCUACUUUAUAUUUAUCUGAUACCUUCUGCCUGCUGUAGUGUUUAACCAUCAGAAACUCUCCUGCGAAACACUACAAAGCCACACACUCUCUAUAAAAGGCAGUUCGUACAGGUGCAUCGCAGUAAAUAAGAAUAUCAUAAAACAUAUUUCAGUAAUUCAGUUUCAAAAAUGAAACUCUGAUAGCGUAGAUUCGUUUACCAUGUUGACUAAAUCAAAUGUUACUUUUGAUACUUCGGGCUCACAGCUAAUAAAACCCCAAAGUCUCUGGAAAUUAAAAUAUUAUGUUGAACCAAAAAAGCAGAUUUUUACAGCAGAAUGUUUGCUUAUUGAAAAUCAUGCAUCAACGCAGCGUAGCACGGAGGCAGCCAGCCUGUGAACACUGGCAGCUCUCAUCUCACCUACGUUGGUGUUUCUCAUCUUCUUAAUAACUCUCCACAGAUUGCUUAUGACCAUGUCCUGCUGGUAAAUGAAAUAAAUCUUUUCAAUGGGAAGCAUGAUAGAUAGGCUCUAAAAGUUCCUAAUAGACAGCUGUGCUGACUUUAGACUUGGAGCAAUGGACCAACAGAUGACAGUAGAGUCCCAAAUCACUGCUGAUUGUGGAAACUUCCCAACUUGGAUUCUCAUCACUCUGGGAACCUGAUUCCUAAAUGAAAUCCAAAUUUUUAUUUAAUCUGAGAAGAGGGCUUUUUUCCACUCCUCUGAGUUUCUGAACAGCUUACGUCCUGUAGAUACUCCUCACUUUAUGAAUCGCACAAAAAAAUUAUAGGUUUUACUUCGUAGUCUUGUCAAGCCUGAGAUGUUUCUGACACAUUUUUCCUUCCACUAAACUUUCCAUUAAUAUGCUUGGAACAGUCAGCUUGUUUUUAGUAAUGAGCUUUUGUGGCAUAUCCAUAUGGAGGCUGUCAGCGUCGCUCUGCUACACAACAAUCCAGUCAGCCGUCUUCCCUAUGUUGUGGUUGGUUUGACGUAAUAUUAUAAUCUUUUGGGAAACUGAAUUUUUUGGGGGGGUUCAUUAGCUGAACACCGUAAUCAUUCAAAUAAAAAGUAAGAAUCACUGUGUGUAACAAGAUUGAGUUACUGAAAUAAAUCGACUAUUUAUUGGUGAUCUAGAUGCAAACGUUUUUCCCACAUUGACCUUUUUCAGAAAAUACACUCCAAGAGCUUUUAUUCUGCUGUGGAGUGUGUUGGAUGAAUCUGUGUAGGUAUGAAUGUGCUUCUCUUCAGUACUUCUCCCAGUUUGUCAGCUCCAUGUUUACUAGGUCAAACUUGAUUUUUGUUUUGUUUUUGGAAGAACCCAUACAGCUGAGCACGUCUCAUGUCUGCAUAUUCACUUUUGCAGCGGUCCAGCUGCUGUUAGGAUGCAUAAACAGCGUUUAUUUGGUGUUUUAGAAAAAUUAAGCAGUGAGAAAAUAACAGUGGAGCGACGAGAAUAUAUCUGACAUUAUAUCUGAAUUCAUAAUCAUGUCGUUUUUUGUUUUUUUUUCUUUUGCAAGUCUACCGGCAGUAUUUCUACAUUCAUAUUUCAGCCUCAGACAACUGAACCAUGUCAUUAUCAUUUCAACCAUCAUACUGUGUUUUUUUUUUUUGUUGUCGUUGUUUUUGUUGUGUUGUCACUCCUGCUGCUGUACGUCAGAGCUGGAGUCGUUUUGUAAAAGUUUGAAACAUUUCAGCUUCCUCCAGUGGAGGAAGGGUUUACACAAAAGAGAGAGAGAGAGAGAGGAGGCCAUCGACUGGACUUUCAUAUCUGAGCCUCAGAGUGACUGUGACGAUGUUUUUGAUAGUGAGACCGAGGGAGUGUAUCAUUUGUUCCCAUGUCAGAGGGGCGGGCGGAGAGAGCGGGGUUAAAAAGAACUGACAUGUCCAGGCUUCCACACUGAGCUGAUCCAAAUGUAGAAAAUAAAGGUGAAACGGUUUACAGAAGAA
Xiphophorus couchianus (Monterrey platyfish) is the source of this 5110-nucleotide messenger RNA. It is a transcript of the gene galnt1, whose product is annotated as UDP-N-acetyl-alpha-D-galactosamine:polypeptide N-acetylgalactosaminyltransferase 1. Bases 551 to 2224 code for a protein of 557 amino acids. Gene Ontology annotation, cellular component: Golgi apparatus. The transcript has 14 exons. Gene Ontology annotation, biological process: protein O-linked glycosylation. Gene Ontology annotation, molecular function: polypeptide N-acetylgalactosaminyltransferase activity. Lineage: Eukaryota; Metazoa; Chordata; Actinopteri; Cyprinodontiformes; Poeciliidae. The record is from RefSeq and is a predicted model, not a curated record.